This is a messenger RNA of Hydatigera taeniaeformis, 729 nucleotides long. Lineage: Eukaryota; Metazoa; Platyhelminthes; Cestoda; Cyclophyllidea; Taeniidae. The record is from the annotation of a GenBank genome assembly.
AUGAGUGAUAACCAUGAAGACGUUGGAGGCGGACGAGGCUUGGUCACCAUCACCACGGAUGGCAUGGAAGCACUUAACACCAAUGGCACCAAGGAAAUUGUACCACCUGAUAGUCCAAAAAAAGGGGAUCUCUACGUCUUGAGCACUACAGUUGCUGCUGACGGGGAAAUUGAGAUACGACGAACUCUAGUAGAACCCGGCGAGAGAACAGAUUCCUUUACACCUGACAAUGACACUUCCAUUACACCUGUCAAGGAAAGUUUGCCACGGUUGGAGGGUCCUUCACCUCGUCUUCCUCUUCCAUCACCUUCGCCUGAGGAGAAUAGAUGUGAAGACAAUCAACAAAGGGAGAAGAUAAAACGAACUGAAGUUCAGCAGCCUCUUGGGGACGUUCCAUUCACCACAGAGGAGGAUGCAGUGAAAGGUGAACCUCAGGACAGGCUCGAGGUGAUGGAAGGGGUGGAGAGAAUGAAAGAUCACGACUCCGUGCCUUCGGAAGUAAUUGAGGAUAGUGAGGAAUUUAAUGAGGAAUUAAAGGUUGAAAUUCAGAAAAUGAUUGAUGAAUGUGCAGCUGCGAUUCAAGAGGAAAAACAGGUGGAAACUGAAAAGGAAAGUGGUGAAGAGGUCAAGGAGAUUAAAGGUGAGCAUCAGGAGGUUCUACAGGUGGAGGAGGAGGAGAAAGAAAAUCUCGUGGUUGAAGCCAAGGAGGUGGAUACAGAGCAGAAAUCA